Molecule: messenger RNA, 2556 nt
Organism: Meloidogyne enterolobii
Lineage: Eukaryota; Metazoa; Nematoda; Chromadorea; Rhabditida; Meloidogynidae
Source: the annotation of a GenBank genome assembly
AUGGUUAUGGAUUUAAUAAAUGAUCAACCAGAAAAGAAUCAGUCAUAUAAACCAAUUCCAAAACCAAGAAAGUUUUUGAUGAAUAAUGCUUUAACUAAUAAUUCUUGUCUUCCAACAACUUCAACAUUUAAUAAUAUAAAAUGUCAACAAUACCAACAACAUUCGUCACCACCUCCAUUACCUCCAAGAAGAACAAUAUUUCCACCAUUACCAAUAACAACAAAUAAUUUACAACAGCCAAAUUUAUUGGAAGAAGAAAAAAAUAAUUUAAUGGCAACAACAACAAUAGAACAUUCUAAUGGUUUUAAUAAAAUAUAUCCAAUUUUGGAUAUUUUAAAUAAUAAUAAACAUUUGGACAUUGCUUCAAACUGUAGUGAUUUAUCGUCUGAAAGUCAACAAAGUAAUCUAGAUUUCCCACCCAAUUCAUCAUUAAAAUCAACUUUUAUUUGUAAUUCUUUAUAUGAUUCAUUUGGAAGUGCUAAAUCUGAUGGAGAAGCUGUGUGUUUUUCUGGAUGGGUUCAAGUUUUGCCACAAGGAAUUAUUAAACAUAAAAAAAGAGGAUGGGCAGUAAUUCGAAAUGAUUUAUUUACAAUUAGCUUAAAUGAAGAGGUUUUUAAUUUAAAAUAUUUUACUUCAAAAUUUUUAAAGAGUCCCUCUCCUUUUUUUGGACCUUUUGAUAUUGGAAAAUGUAUUUAUUUGGGAAAGAUUAUUGGAAAUAAUAAUUCUGAGGAGAUUUGUCUAAUUUUCAAUAAUAAUUCAAACAAAAAGAAUAACAAGCCAUUAAAAGAUGAUUUUAAUACAUUUAUUACUUUACGUUUUAUAUCAGAAGAAAAUAAUGGGAAAUAUUGGCUUCCACUUUUGGCAAAGUCUUCUUCCCCUCGAAAUGAUCUUCUUGGCGAUUCACUUUCAUUGUUAGACUGUUGUGGCAAAUUAUAUAUUAAACAAGGAAUUAGUGGUCUUUGGAAUGAUGGUUGGGCAUUUAUAACUGAAAGAACUUUGCAUUAUUGGGUUAUUGGGCCAAAUGUUUUGACUCAAGUUGAUAUUAGAAAAAUUAUUUUUAUUCAAAGAAAGGAUAUACACAUUUCUGAUUGGUGUAAUAAAAUUGAACAUUCAACACUAGGACCUAUUUUAAUUUCUCUUGAAGGAAGUUCUCUUUAUCUUCAAUCCUACAAUGAUUAUUGCACAACAAUUUGGUUUGAUAUUCUAACAUCAGAAUUAAAAAAAGAACCUAAUAACUUGGAAGAUUGUCGAUUAACUUUAGAUGAUGUUCCUAUUAUUGUUGAUAAAUGUAUUCGUUAUAUCUCUACGUAUGGAUUAUACCAACAAGGAAUUUAUAGAAAAAAUGGUUCAACAGCAGAAUUAAAGAAAAUAAUUGCAUCUUUUAGAGAAGAUCCUCAUGCUGUCCAUUUAAAACCACCAACAUGUGAUGAAACUGUUUUUGUUGUUGCUAGUGUUUUACGGACAUUUUUUCGUCAAUUAAAUAAACCUUUAAUUCCACAAAACCUACAUACAAAACUUUAUGAAAUUUCAACUUUAGAAUCUUCUAAAAAACCUCAAUUUUAUCGUCAAUUAAUUUUUUCACUUCCACAAAUUUAUUUCAAAACACUUCGAAAAUUAUUGGGACAUUUACAAGAAAUUAUAUCUCAUGAAAAUAGAAAUUUGGCAUCUUUAGAUAAUAUUUCAAAAAUGUUUGGACCAACUUUGUUUACUGUUGCUAGUUCAAAUGAAGAAAUUUCUGUUGAUUCGUAUACUUGGGCAACUAAACAAACAAUUGUAAUGCGCGAUUUAAUUUUUCAUUAUUGUGAAAUUUUUGGUGUAAGUGUAGAUGAAUUAUUAACAAAAUGCAAACUUGAUUUAAUGCAGGAACAAAAAUCUACAAAGCAUCCAGCUGCAGGUUUACUUAUACCUAUCCAUUUAUUUGAAAAAGACAAUAAAUGUUUCAAUAUUCAAUCGGAAUGGACAGCAAGUCAAGUAGUUGCUUUUAAAAUAAAUAAAUUAACAACAACAGAAGGAUCAUCAUCAUCUUCAAAUUCAAAUAAUAAUUAUGCACUGUUUGAAAUGAUAAGAAAAGGACAGUUAGAAAGGCGAAUUGGUGCCAAUGAAUCGAUUAAAUCAAUUGUAUUGGGUAGAUGGCUAGAAUGGGAAGAAUUUCAAGAUAAUUAUUUGUUGCUUAAAAAUGAUUCGAAUCCUUUUCAACCGCAGAGUGGCCGUGCAUUUGCUGAUGAUUUAAAAAUUUCUGAGCCAAAUUCAAAAUCAUUCAAAUCUUCAUCGCUUCGAAUAGAAGAAGGAACACGUGUUUGCCUUUAUUCAAAAAAAUUAAAUGAAUGGAAAGUUGAUGAAAUGAUUUGGUUUAUUGGUGCAGAAAUAGAAAGAAAAUGCCCAUUUCCUUUUGCUUUAACUUUUUUUGUUUCUACAGAAAAAAGAGCGGCCAAAUGUUUAGGGAAAUUACCUGGUUAUUGUGUAGCUUUUAAAGAUGAAGUUCAAAGACAUCAAUGGUUAAAUUGUAUUUGUUUAAAUCAAUCAGAAUAUUUGCCACAACCACUUAUACAAAUUUAG